AUGAUGUCAGCUCCGGUGGCUGCCGCUCCUGGGGAUACUUCUGACGGGGUUGAUGAAGCCAGUGGAGGGUCCACUGUUUCUCAGGAUGAACAACCCAGCUCAGGACAGAGGUGGAGCGAAGACGACUGGCGUCUUUGGAAUGCUGGCCAGUGGCCGACGAGGGCAAUGGCAUCAUCUACGCCCACUGUGUACGAGGCUUCUGAUGGAGCUGAACAACAAGCUGGGACGAGACAGCGAACUUCAUGGUGGUCGAGCUCUACGGCGACAACAUGGGAGGACCCGUGGACCAGAUGGCGAGACCCAUGGUCUUCAGGCCGAUCAGAUGAGGUCUUGGAUGAGCGAGGUGGGGGCACUGACAAGAUAGCGGUGCCAGAGUUUUCAGGAGAAGACGAUCGAGAUGGGUGCAAGGCCAAGAGCUACUUGCGGAAGGUGCAGGCCUGGAGACGAGUGACACGUCUCAAGCCUCACAAGCAAGCUCUGGUCUUGUACAACGGCUUGUCUGGUAAGGCUUGGAGAGACGCCGAGGAGAUCGACCUUGCGGCCUUGGACUCCCCCGACGGCGUUGACGUCUUUAUGCAGUGGAUCACGGAGCACUACCUGGACAAGGAGAUCGUGAAGGCCGGCAAGUACAUGAGCGACUUCUUUAAGCACUACAAGCGUGGCCAUGCUCAGGAUAUCCGAGAUUUCAACAUGGAGUUCGACAGGCACAUCAGCAAGUUGAAGGAGGUUGGAUGCGUGCUGCCAAGCGUAUGUUGCGCUUGGUGGUACAUCGACAAGUUGAGGAUGGACAACGCUGCGGAGCUCAACCUUCUCUCCUCUGUGGGGAACCAGUACGAGCUGAUCCGCCUCCAGGAGGCAGCAGUGGUUCAAGACCGGAUGAACCGGAGAAUCUGGGAACAGCGGAAGGUCGACACCAAGAAGAACCAGGUCUAUGUGGCUGAGAUCGAGGACACCCCGGACGAUGAAGAGGACCCGGAAGACCUCGAGCUCUACGACCUUGAGGAGACUACGGAGGUUGACGAUGACGAGACUCAUGAGGCAUACGUCGCUUUUCAGAAUGCCAAGGCAAAGUACAGUAGCAUGCUCAAGGCCAGGGGCACCAUCAGCCCACAGUCUCGUGAGGAGUCUCUGCAGAAAGCGAAGGCACGUUCUUACUGCAGUGCCUGCGGCAAGAAGGGGCACUGGCAUAAGGACCCCAUUUGUCCAAAGAACAAGCAGGCAUCAACGACUGCACCGCACACCACCCACAUCGCCUACUACACCAAUGGUCAGAUGGCCGACCUGGAGGUGAUUGUUGACUGCGCUUGCAGCCGAACACUGGCUGGUCCGGAGUGGGUGAAGGCCUACAUGAAGAAAGCCGAUCAGUGCGGUGUGCCGUACUUUGUCAUGCGCCAGAACGAGACCUUCAAGUUUGGGGGCCCCAAGGUUUAUCCUUCGACCAGGGCGAUGGUCUGCUUUCUUUGCCUUCAGGGCAAAUGGUUUGCGGUGAAAGUCGCCAUUGUGGCAACCCACGUGCCGCUCUUGCUGAGCCGCCCGGUCUUGGCUGCCUUGGGGAUGCAGUUCAAGUUGGAAACCAAUGAGGCCAACUUCACCAGCUUAGAUCUUGAGGACGUAGCUUUGAGUUUUACUGCUUCAGGCCAUCCUUGCGCUGAAGCUGUUUCCUUUUCUGGCCAGCCACCUGCUUGGCCUGACCUGGUGGACUGGAGUGUGACAGAAAUUCACAUUCCAGUACGAUCUGAGCGCCGUGAAGCAUACAUGGCGAGUGCUGCUUCAGAGGGUAUUGGUACAUGUACCGCAUCCAUGUCACACCACGGAGAACAUUAUUUGACCCUUCCAAUUGGCAAACAUCACAAACUGAACUUCGAGACCUUUUGUUGCAAAGAUUGGGAACCUGCCGAGAAUCAACUUGCAUACCAUGUCAUGCAAAAUGCCAUCAUAUUGUGGUCGAACAUUCUUGGAGAGAAGAUCAUGGACCACGAGCUGAAUUUCUUUGGAUUGGCCGCAGCCGUUUUCAACGGAAAGCUCAAGCCGCCCCACGCUCCUUGUCUUCUACGGCAUCCCAUGUCCACGAGGGCAACAACCCCAUCGCUAUGGAAGAUGAAGCGAGAGGAGUUGGUGAUUGCCCUCGAGAAGCUGGGGAUCUCGGUGAGGGCGGAAUGGACAGUGCCCGAACUGAGGGCAACUCUGAUCGAGCAUCAAGAGACUCAUGGAACUCCCAACUCGAAGGUGAAGGGCCUCACUCGGCUCACCGUGGACGAGCUGAAGGACAAGUGUGCAGCCGAAGGGAUCGCCAUGCCGAACAGCAAGCUGACCCGGGGGCUUCUGAUGAAGCUCUUGAGGGAGAACGCACCCCCAACAGGGGACGAGGUGGUCUGCUUCGGGAUGUACAAGGGCUAUCUCUACAAGGAGGUCAACGAGAAGUACUUGGAGUGGGCGAUGGAAGAGGUGGCUGCCAAUCCUCAGCACUCCUUGGAUUUGGCACGCCUGGCCAGGUGGGCACAAGCCCGCUCCACCAUGCCUGGAACUGGUUCAGGGCCAUCGGCACCCGAGGUGGGAGCAGUUGUGCCGCUGCCCAAGGCAGCAUACCCGGUGCCGAAGGUCAACAUGCCGAUGAAAGAGGAGACGUCGUCGAAACAGUCAAGAACUUCGAGGACGAGACCCUUGGAGAUGGAGGAAUCGAGCGAGUUCUCGGAGGUGGAAUGGGCGACGGAAGAUCGCAUCAAGGACAUGGAGGCGAGGUUGGCGAUCCUACGACAGAUCAAGGCCUACUGGCAGAAGGUUGAUGAGCUGAGGGAGAUGAGGAGAUCGAUGAGACACGAAGCGCUUUGGGUGGCUACCAACGACUCUGCAGAGGAGGACCUCCCGGAGAAGGACAUCGUCGAGCUCUAUGACCCGGACACCAUCGAGGCUGACGAGUAUGACAUCGACAACGACGGCUUGCCCAAGGUGAACCUCAACUACCCCUCGGACUAUGACGUGGUCCGCAACUUGCCGGCCAAGAGGAUGAAGAGGGCAUCACGGAAGAGGGUCACGGGGUGGGCUCAACGAGCUUUGACUUGCCUGUGUACCACCUUGGUGGCAUUGGCCUCUCCAGUGGCCGAAGAGCUCAAGGAAGUGGUGGUGGAGCCACUACAUGAUGCCUAUCUGGCUGUCUCCGGUCAUCGACCUCAAGAGGAGACGGUCUCCUUGCUGGAACUCUUUGCGGGGUCGGCCCAUUUGACGGGCUACUUUGCAGCCAAAGGACACAAUGUCCUGGAGCCGCGAGACAUCGUCUACGGACACGAUUUGUUCGACAGGCGCCAGCAAGUGUCUGUCCUGGAGGACAUCCAGAGGAUGAAGCCCCGACUUCUUUGGGUGGCUUUACCUUGCACAAAAUGGUCACCUUGGCAGCGAUUGAACUAUGCCCAUCGGCGACAACAACUUCGGCGUGAACGAGCCAAACAACGGAAGCUUAUGAAGUUCACCCUGGACUGCGCUUGGGAACAGCUUGAUGCCGGUCGUGAGGAAUUUUGCAGGGCCAUCUUCAAGGGCUAUGAGAAGAUGACACACUCUCUUUGGUAUCAUCGCGAGGAGCAAACUUGGGAAGCUAUGCCUGUGGGGACUACUUCGUCUACAUCUUCCGCAUCGAGGAGUCCUCCCGCGCCACAUCAAAGUCACGUUCGAGAUGCCCAAGUUCCACCUCGUUCUGGAGACCAACGACGUGCUGAUCACCAACCUGAUUCUGAUCAACAACCUGGUGCUGCUCUACCUGGAAAAGAAGGAGCUGCAGGAAUACAUCUGCCCAGCAGCGUGCCCAACCACAUUGCGAAGGCUCUCAAGAGGAUCCACCAAAACUUGGGACACCCUUCCAACGCCGACUUGAGUAGACAUCUACGUCUUGCCGGUGCUGGAGAUUUAGCAGUGAAGGCAGCACAGGCCAUCAAAUGUGAGACCUGUUCUCGGCUAACUGGCCCCGGCACUCGACGCCCUGGCCGUGUGGUACGCCCAUUGGACUUCAACCAAGAAGUAUGUGUGGACACCAUCGCCCUCUACGACGUGGACGGGGGCAAGAUCGAUGCCAUCUCCAUCUUGGACGUGGCCACUGGCUAUCACUUGGUUUGCAGAAUCCGUGGACGCAAGUCAGCUGACCUCCUCCAAGACUUCAUGGAUCAUUGGGUCCAAUGGGCGGGCCCACCUUUACAGGUAACUUGUGAUGAAGAACGAGGCCUGAUGAAAGAGUUCACUGACGGCCUCGACAUGCUUGGGAUCCGAUCAAGGUACACUGCAGGACAAGCUCACUGGCAGAAUGGGGCUGUCGAGAGACAGAACCAGUGGUUCCGGGCUAUAUGGGAACGAGCGGUUGCACAUUCCCAGACAAAAUCCGGAGAGGUUGACUAUGCACUCGCAAUGACCUGUGCAGCCAAGAACAACUUGCGCCGCCAUCAUGGAUACUCUCCGGCACAAUGGCUCUUCGGAUCAGAACCACGUACUGGGGAUGCCAUGCUGGAUGAGAAUGAAAAGCUAUUUCAGCUCGAAGAACUACGCACAGAAGAUGACCUUUGGCGUCGCAAACAACAGAUUCGCUAUGCUGCCCGCAUAGCCUUCUUGGAGUCACAAGCCGAUGCUGCAACCAAACGAGCUCUACUUGGACGCUCUCGAGUAUAUCCUGGGCCUUUCUCGGUGGGCGACUAUGUGUACGUCUUCAGGGUCAACAAGACGGCUGGAGGUAAAGCUCGACAACGGCAGAAUGUAGGUGAAUGGAUCGGGCCGGGUGUGGUCAUUGGAAAAGAAGGUGAAUCCUAUUGGAUCUCACGUGGGGGCCGUUGUGUCCUCUGUGCAGGCGAACAUCUACGUCCUGCUGAGUCUGAGGAGCUUGGCCAGGCCUUUCAGACCCAAGCUCUCAAGGAUGACCUGAUGCGGGUGGUCCAGAACCUCAAGGACGAAGACAAUGAUGAGGUCUUCGCCGAUGCGACUGACCCUCCCCCGCUCAACAAAAGGGCGGUUGAAACACAACUGGUUCCAGAGCGUCGGGUCACAACCAAAGGGACAGUGAGAAUGCUGAAGAGGCCAGUUCCUCAACCUAGUGAUGACCAACCUGGCCGCAUAUCACCUGCUCAACAAAAUGCACAAGAUCUUGGAGCUAUCCCCGAACGUGAUGUCGAGGACGCGCUGGAUGAUGCUGUGAACCAGGCCUUUGUGGUCGAACGCCGAGCUCCUCGAAGCACCAUCAAGCAGCUCGACAAGGAAGUUAAGUGGGAAGAAAUCCCAGAAGAUGAGAAGCACCUCUAUCUCGAGGCUGAGAAGAAACAAUGGGAUGAACACCUCCGCUAUGAGGCCGUUCGGGUACAUCCUCCUGAAGAUGCUGGUCUUCUUCGAGCUAAGGUCCCCGCCAACAGGAUCUUGAAAGCUCGUUUCGCUUACAGAGACAAGAAUGUGGCAAAAUGCCGGGAGGACCCAACCAUACCGGCAAAAGCAAAAGCCAGACUAUGCAUUGGAGGUCAUAUGGACCCUGACCUGCAGAAAGGCGAGAUCAACACUGAGGCCCCUACGGCUUCCAAGACAUCGAUGUUCACAUUGCUUUUCUUGGCCGCCCAAUUUGGCUGGCGACUUGCUGCUGGAGAUGUGGAGGCUGCUUUCCUCAACGGCAUUGAGUCCAAGCGCAACUUGUACUUUGAGCCUCCCAAACGCGGGCUCCCUGGAGUCGAACCAGGCUCCUUGGUGGAAAUCGUGAAAGGGGUCUUCGGCCUCUCGAACAGUCCGAGGCUUUGGUGGGACAAGCUGGCUGGGGAGCUGAAGAAUCUCGACAUCAUUGUCGACGGCAUCCCGCUCCGCUUGGCACACCAUGAUUUUGACCCAUGUCUUUUUCUUUUGCAAGAACGGGACGAUCCCAACAAAUUACGUGGCGCCUUGAUCACCCACGUGGACGACCUGCUGAUCGCCGCGCCACCUGGUGAGAUACAACAACUGAUGAAGGGCCUCUCAGCGAUCUUCCCCAUCGCUGAGUGGGAGCAGGGCAACUUCGAGUACACGGGCUCUACGAUCACCCAGUAUGACGACGUGAUUGAGGUGCACCAGAAGUCGUACAUUAACUCCCGCUUGGAGACUGUCGAGUUCCCGGCUGUGUACAACCUCGACGACCCGGCAGAUGAGGUCACCAAGCAGGAUAACAUGAGCACUGUGGGGGCUUUGUCGUGGCUGGCAUCACAAAGCCGACCUGACCUCCAAGCUGGAGUAUCACUUGCACAACGAAAACAAAAGUCUCCAACAUACGGAGAUGUGAAGGAGACAAACCGUGUGGUCAAGAUGGCCCAAGCUGGCAAAGAUGAGCCCUUGCGGUUCACCCGGCUUACGGAUGACCCUAGCAAGCUGCUGCUUCUGGUAUAUCACGACGCAGCCUGGGCCAACGUGCAACCUGACCCCGUCGCUGAACCUCACGAAGCAGAUGAUGCACAAGGACAAGGGGUCUAUUCCCAACUUGGCCACGUGAUGUUGAUGACAACACGGGAUGCUCUUGAAGGAGUUCGUUGCCCGUCUAUGGUCGUUGGAUGGAAGUCCCAGGCCUGCCCCCGGGUGUGCCGCAGCACCUUCGCAGCUGAAACAAUGGCGGCCCUGGGUGGAUGGGAAGAUGCUCUGGCAUUCAGAGCCUAUGUGGCCGGGGCUCUCCGACCAGGCGUGGCCACCACCCGUGAGGAGAUGUCCAGAGACCUGUUCCCUAUCGUCUCUGUGACGGACUGUAAGUCCCUCUACGACAAUGUCCACCGUGUUGGUGGCCCUCGUGCUCCCACCGAGAAACGCCUCCUAGUCGAUUUGACUGCUUUGAGGCACAUGGUCAACGACGAAUACCAGAGGUGGGGCCGAGAACUACCUGGUGCAAAGACCCUUCGUUGGGUGCCAACUAAGUCACAGUUGGCUGACAUCCUCACCAAGGUCUUGAACGACGUAAAGCAGUGGUGGUGGAACGUGAGGUGGACGGAUCUGCCAUUUAGUGCAAGUCCAACAGUAUAG
Molecule: messenger RNA, 6984 nt
Organism: Cladocopium goreaui
Lineage: Eukaryota; Dinophyceae; Suessiales; Symbiodiniaceae
Source: the annotation of a GenBank genome assembly